This is a messenger RNA of Rotaria sp. Silwood2, 1200 nucleotides long. Lineage: Eukaryota; Metazoa; Rotifera; Eurotatoria; Philodinida; Philodinidae. The record is from the annotation of a GenBank genome assembly.
AUGAUAAUGAAUAAAGAAAAUUUAUUGACAUGCUUAGAAGAUUUUAAACUUAACUGGUUACCUCAAAAUAUUUCAAAUGAUAAUCCUUUACAUCACUUAAUAACAAAUAAAAUUAAUGAACUGGAACAAUUAUUAAUUCCCAUUGACAAUAAUCAAAUUGAAAAUGAACCAUCAAAUGCAAAUAAUUAUCAACGUGGUCAUUCAAGUGAUACACAAGAAUUUGUCUUUUUAACACAACAUCAACAAGAACUAUCCGAGAGUUGUUUAUUGACACCCUCGAAUAAAGAUGAUCAAAUAGAUGUUGAUGAUGAAAAAAAAGAAAAUUCUUGUGGACCAAUUAUUCGAAUAAAACGUAUUUCAUUAGCUGAAGCUGAACGUUUUUUGCCAGUAGCAUGGAAAAUUAAUACAAAACCAAAACGUGAUGUCAAAAGAAAAAAAAAAAGAUAUUCAAAACUUUAUUUCGGUGGAAGAAAAUCUAAGAAAAAUGCUCAAACAAAUCAAAUGCUUUUAUCAGCAACAACACCCGAUGAAACUCCGAAUGGUUCAAACAGUAAACGAAAAUCAAUUCGAUCAAAAAAAGUUAUUGAACAUCCAUCAACAUCGUCUGUUGCCAGUACACAAUCAGUUAAUGGUAAUAAAAAGAGUACUAAACGAAAAUUACGUGCACUCGAUGCUGAAGAUGAUGAUCUGUAUACAUUGGGAAAUUUAUCUCAAAUAGAUAAUUUAAAUAGUGAUACUAAUUGUGAACAAAUACCACGUUAUAUUGGACAAAAUGGUAUAUUAUCUCAAACACGUAAACUUAAUGAAACAUCAAUUAAUGUUGAAGAUGAUUUUACAAUAAAAUUAAGAUCAAAAAAAUCAAAUCAAAAAUUAAAAACAAAAUUAUCUAAUGAUUCUAAAAUAAGUGAAUCAUCUAUAGGUGAUUCAUUAACUAUUAUUGAAGAUGUUGGUAGAAUACAUCAAGAAUUCUUAAAAGAUAUGUCUGAAAAAGAUCAAGAAUCAUUAUUUGAUUCACUUAAUAUAACAAAUGAUAGAACAUUUGAAACAAGUUCAUCAUUAAAUAGAACUUCACUUAUUAAUUAUAAUGAUUGUAUUGAAGAUAUAUCAAAUGAUGGCAUUGAUCCUCCUCCUCCUCCUCCUCCUCCUCCUCCUGAACCAUUAUCAUCAACUAAUAUGUCUUAUCUUUCUUUAACAACAUAA